Eremothecium cymbalariae DBVPG#7215 is the source of this 1989-nucleotide messenger RNA. It is a transcript of the gene GTB1, whose product is annotated as Gtb1p. The coding region runs from base 1 to 1989 and encodes 662 amino acids. The record is from RefSeq and is a predicted model, not a curated record. Gene Ontology annotation, biological process: N-glycan processing. The transcript has a single exon. Gene Ontology annotation, cellular component: glucosidase II complex. NCBI's taxonomy places the organism in Eukaryota, Fungi, Ascomycota, Saccharomycetes, Saccharomycetales, Saccharomycetaceae.
AUGGUUUGUUUUAGCGUAUUGUUGCAUCUGUUUUGGAGCCCGUGUGUAGCAGCGUCUUCAAUAAUUCGAGGUGUUGCUCCGGAUGAACAACACCUAUACCAGCCUAUCGAAGGCAGUGGGGGUAAAUGGCAUUGUUUGAACGACAGUUCGAUUGUAUUGGAUUUCGAUCAGAUUAAUGAUGACUAUUGCGACUGUCCAGAUGGUUCUGAUGAGCGUGGUACCAGUGCUUGCGGGGCCCAGUCUAGGUUCUACUGUCAAAACGAAGGGUUUGCUCCCAGAUAUGUGAUGGGUUACAAGGUUAAUGAUGGGCUCUGUGAUUGUUGUGACUGUUCCGAUGAGUAUCUGCAUUCAAAGUUUGCGCAGAGUGCCAGCUGCAACGCUUUGGCAGCAGAUUUCGAUGGUCUUUUGAAGGAAGAGUUGGGCAUGUUCGAGGCAGGACAACGUCUCUUUCGGGAAAUGAUUACGAACCACCAGAUUAAUGGAGUGAAAGACCGUGCAUCGAUGGAAAGGACUGCUGAUCAGCUUUCCAAAGAGUUAGUUGCGUUGGAAAAGAAAAUCGAGGAACACAAUCUGCUGCUUCAGGACGUUAUAGAGGCGUACAACAACAAAUUGUUGGAUGAGAACCCCAUUAUGCAGGAAUACAACCAAUUAAAUAUGGAUUAUGUGCUUGAUACCAUUAAAGAGUCCUUUAUAAAAAUCCAAGGCAUAUCAAAUGCUUACAAGGAGCUGAACGAUAUCAUGUCUGCAUUGGUUCAGGACUACAAUCCACGACUAAAUGACAGAGUUGUGAAUAGCAAUGUGAAGAAGUACCUAGACUAUUUCGAACAGGUUGAAGAUAGAAAUUUUAACCCGCAACUGGAUGAAGUUCAACGUGAUCAACUAGUAAACUAUUUUGGUGUUGAAUUCCCCGAAAUAUUUGCGGAAAGAAGCAGUGAUCUAGUUGCAAAAGAUAUCAUAGGAAAAUAUUAUGUGGCAAGAGCAAUGGUUAUUACCAAAUUCGAAACACAGGAUAGUAUUCUAGAGAGUAUUAAGCACAUCUCAGAUAUAUUGCAGGAUAUCGUGGCUAAUUACAACGUUAAUUAUCAAGAUUUGGCUGUGAAAGCAGCUGGGGCGAAGUACAAAGAGUUCCUGGAACAAUAUCAAGAUUCUUUAAAACCUCUUGUUAUGCCCGAAGAAAUGGAUCAAGAAUUGAUUCACAUAGGAAAAUUUGUCGUUAAGCAUGCAGAAAAUGUGGGCAACGACCGAAACGAAGUAGGCAACGGUUUUUGGGAUGCUUUGGCCAACAUCAGGGAGAUGGUAUUCCACAGCCCUGAUUCUAGCAUAUUGAAGGAGCAGAUCGAAGCUCUAGGAACUACUUUGGAUAAUUUUAAAGACAAGGAAGCCGCGGUUAGAGAAAAUUUGACCCACAUUCAGCAGACAUUGGCUUACCAUUCUGAAGGCACCAGUAGCGCUUUGAAAGAGCAGCUUUCUGCGAUAUUAAACCAACUAGAGGAUUUCUGCAUUACUGAUAGAAUUGAUGAAUACCUAUAUAGAAUAUGUUUGAAUCCGCAAGGCGGAACAAUCCUGCAAGCUCAAGAAAGCAACAACAAGGUUGUGUUGAUCGGUACAUUUGAGGAUUUUGAUUUGGACAAAGAUCACGCCGUAGAAAUAUACCUCAACCGCUUGAGAACUUUUUACUCUGAAAAUGAUCUUAUCGAGCAUUUAAAAAAUGAUGCCCAAGACGGCAACGGUGAACAACUGUUGAUCGGUAAUCUUCCAGAUAUGAACAACGGUCUAUUGGUUGAUUUUACCAAUGGUGAAAAGUGCUGGAAUGGCCCCAAAAGAUCAGCACAGGUGUUCAUCAGAUGCGGAAAUGAGUAUAAAAUCACCAGCGUACAUGAACCCACGAAAUGCAACUAUUUCUUCGAGGUGACUGCUCCGUUGGGUUGCAACCUGGGUUUUGUUUACAAGCCCCCCUCUUGGAAGUCCAUGAAGCCAGGUUUAAAUUAA